Colletotrichum karsti is the source of this 1947-nucleotide messenger RNA. RefSeq lists its product as uncharacterized. The coding region runs from base 1 to 1947 and encodes 648 amino acids. The transcript has a single exon. NCBI's taxonomy places the organism in Eukaryota, Fungi, Ascomycota, Sordariomycetes, Glomerellales, Glomerellaceae. The record is from RefSeq and is a predicted model, not a curated record.
AUGUCUUCCCACGCCAACACCCCUCAGUCCAACGUCCCCAGCACUCCCCUCAACAACAUCAUCCCCCUUCAAAACGAGCCGGCCUCGUCUUCAACCCCCAUCCGCGCCCACAACAACGCAACUCGCUCUGAAUACGACGAUGAGUACCCCAGGUUCGACACCGCGGCAGGCUUCCAAUUCCGGCGUUCCCCUUCUCCCAGCCCUACCUCCCUCUACGACUCCCGCCAACGGGUGUGGGAGAACAACGUGACCCUCCGACUGGACUUGCUCUCGGAGCGCCAGGAUCAUCUCCAGGAGGUUCAAGAAUCUCUAGAAGAGAGACAAGGGUUCUUCAACGAACGUAUGGACUUGCUCUCCGAGCGUCAGGACGUCGACGGUGCGCGCAUCGAUAAGGCCACUAGACCUAUUCGCGCACUUCUUCCGGGCUUAUGUGCGGCUGUACGCCAAUCAUCAAACACGAAUUCUAUGGCUAUGAGCCGUGUACGCGGAACGUCAGGCGUAUGCAUCAAGCGGAGAGCCGACGAUGUUGAAGACGAUGAGGAACAGAACGAUGACGCGAAGCGCGUUGUCGCUAAGACUUCCAAGCGCCAGAAGACCGAACAUACUUCAAGCAACGACGACGAUUCCGAGUCGGAUGGCUCCGGACUGCACGCCCCCGGCAGCAGCGGUUACUUCAGCCUCAGCCCGGCCAGCCCGAGCAGAUCUCCCAAGCGGGCUCGGGACGAUGACGAAGACCAAGAUGAGGAGGACAAGCCUAGACCUUCCAAAAUGCGCAAGACGAUAGCUAAGAUGGCUUCCACGGCUACGAAGGCUUCCAAGACUUCCACCAAGACUGCUAAGAAGGGCACCGCUUCCAAGGCCAAGCCGGCCAAAGCCCCGGCUAAGAAGACCACAACCGCCCAGAAGAAGGCUCCCGCGCCUGCUCAGCCCGAUCGUUCUACUUCAACCAGAUACGGCCUGAGAAACCUCGCUAAGAUAGCAGAGGAGAAGAGGAAGAAGGAAGAAGAGGAGCGCAAGGCCCGGGAGGAGCGGGAGAAGAAGGUUGCGGCAAAGAAGAAGAAGACUGGAGCUGCAAAGAAAACGACUGCUGCAAAGACUACUGCUGGCAAGACUACUGCUGGUAAGACUACUGCUGGCAAGACUACCGCUGCAAAGACCACCACUGCCGGAAAGACCACCACCGCGAAGCCAGCUACUGCGAAAACCACUUCCGCAGACAAAAUUAAGGCUGCUGCCGCCGCUGCCGCUAAGAAGAAGGCCGACAUUAUUGCCGAGAAGAUGAAGAAGACGGCGGUUACUGCUAAGAAGACACCAGAAGAGAGCGAGUCCGAGGAAGAAGAGGAGGAAGAGCAAGCGGUGCAGAAGAAGCCAGCACAGCAACAACAAAAGCAGAAGCAGCAGGACGAAGCUGAAGAGGAGGACGACGAAGAUGAGGAGGAACAACAGCCGAAGCAGCCGAAGAAGCCGAAGCAGGCACAGAAACAAGAUAACCAACAGCAGCAAGACGGGGCCGAAGAAGAGGAAGACGAGGACGAGGAGGAACAACAGCAGCAGCCUCAACAGCAGCCGCAACAACAAGAUAGCCAGCAGCAGGAUGACGAAGCUGAGGAGGAGGAGGAUGAGGAGGAACAGCAGCAACAACAGGUAGGACAACAAGGAGAGCAGCAAGAAGAGCAGGAAGAAGAGGAGGAGGAGCAGCAAGAGGAGGUCCAGGUCCAGGGAGCCUCGAAAGACCAGGACGAUGAGGACGACCAGGACAACAAUGACGGUCAGGGAGACGGUGCGAACCAGGCAGACGAGGAGCAACAAGAUGAAGACGAUGAGGAGCAAACCGGGCAGCAGGACCAGGACGAAGACGAGGAUGAGCAACAGCAGAAUGAUGGACAAGAGAAUCAACAGCAGCAGCAGAAGAAGAUUGACGCCGAUGAUGAGGAGGAGGAGGAAUAA